CUCAAAAUAGACGUCACACUGCGGAAGCGGGUAUACCCGCUGAAACGCCGUCUAUUUUGAGCGACUUUCAAGCCCGGCAAAGCCAAUGGAGAAACAUGCUGCGAAGACACGACGCUUCUAAGGCCGCAUGACACCUGUAAUCAAUACGAAAAUAAUCUAGGCGUCCACAUGGCGGGUAAGCGAGGAUGAUGACACGUGAGACGCACCUCGGGAGGAGAGGGAGAGACAGCGAGAGGAGAGGAAGACACGCCCACUCCUCCUCUUUAUUUCGAGCUCUCCUCGGCUCUCGGUCCAGUCGCUGAUGAACGCCUCACGCAGACACGAGCAGGGCAGACGUCAAAAUUCAUAUUUGGCUUUUAUGUGCCCUUCCGAAGGUGACAUCCGGUCAGCUUUGAGAGGAACUGCACUGAAAAUCCAGCAAAGAGACUGGAGAACGUUUAACGGCACAUUUCCGAGGAACCCAUUUACAUACGGCGGCGGCCAAGUGGAGGUGAGCGUCGGGGGGCUGCGCCGAGGCCAUGUGCCCGGUCCCACCACAGCAGCGAUGGAGCACACCCCGAAAAGAAGAAGAUCCCGAGGAGGCGAUCUGGCGGCGUGGUUGUGCGGCACGCUAUUUUUCUGCUCCCUCUGGAGCCCGGCCCACCCGCAGUGUCCCGACAGCUGCCGCUGCGCCUGGGACACGGCCACCGUGCUGUGCUCGGACGCGGGCCUUCAAGAGGUCCCCGAGGGGAUCCCGCCGGACACGGUGUCGCUGCACCUGGAGCGCAACAACAUCCGGAGCCUCCCCGAGAGCGCUUUUGUGGAACUGGCCCACCUGCGAGACCUCUACCUGGCGCACAACCGCAUCGAUUCAUUGUCCUCGGGCGCCCUGCGCCGCCUGGGCCCCGAGCUGCGCCUACUGGACCUGUCCCACAACCAGCUGAGGCAGGCCAGCCGGGACGAAUUUGGUGGCACGCAGGCCAAGAUGCGUCUGUACCACAACCCGUGGCACUGCGACUGUAUGCUCCAGGAACUCAUGGAGACCCUCAACCUGGAACCCGAGACGGUCAACGGAAUCGUCUGCGAGAGCUCGGUGCGAGGGCUGGGCGAGGUCAGCCGCUGGGAGGACCCGGGCGUGCUGGGCGAGCACGCCGGACAGCCGCUGGUCAGACUCCUGCACUCGGGCGUGAAUUUCUGCAGCUUGCAUAGGAAGACCACUGACGUGGCCAUGCUGGUCACCAUGUUCGUGUGGUUCUUCAUGGUCAUCGUGUACGUGGUCUACUAUGUGAGGCAGAACCAAGCCGAGGCCCGCCGCCAUCUGGAGUACCUGAAGAGUCUCCCCAGUCCCCGCAAGACCCCGACUGAGACAGACACCCUGAGCACCGGCUUCUGAAUUGAAUGAUCUGGAAUGUUUCACCCCUCCAGCUAUUGUUAAUCAUUCUUUAAAGAAAAAAAAAACGAUUUAUUUUUUCACACAAAUGGCUGAUCUGUUUGCCUAUUUGUGCUGUAGCAUUUUUUCUUUGUUUUUGUGCUGCAGGGGAGUUUUGUACACAGUGAACCCCCGCUGCUAGACACUAAUCCCCACCGGUCAUCGCGAAAAUCUGCGAAUAAUUGAAGCGUCCCCUAAAAUGGGUUUGUAAUUGCCUAUAGAUGCCACAAGAUGGCGGUAAAGCAAUUGAAACAGAUGUAUUUCAUGUGGAUGAAUGAACACAGACAAAAACAAUCGGUAAGGCAUCAAUGCCAUGCAUCGAGCAUGUACACAACUAUGAAUACGUUACAUAAAAGACUUUCAGUACUGUGGCGCCUUGAGAUACGAGUCUUUGGAUUUAUCUUUGGAACCGUCAUUUGCCAAAUUUCUGUCUUGAGAUAUGAAACCAUUUAGAUGCGACUACACUUCAGACCCCCACUAGGGUGCCUCCAAACGGGUCAUGGUGGGGAUGGAUAUCCCCCUCCUUCCUUGUCCAUUAACCCCAUUGGCACAGUCAUGUUUUAUGCUCAUGUUUUCCUUUUAAUGCGUAUUACAGUACAAUACUGGGCUGGAAUGGAUUAAUUGCAUUUCUAUUCAUUUAAUUGGGGAAAAAUGAUUUCAGACAUGAACGUUUUAAGAUACGAGUGUGAUCGUGGAAGAAACUAAAUCCUUAUCUUGAGGCACAACCAAAACACCUACACGAGGCUCGUCAAUCGAGGCGACUUGACUUCUUUUUGUUCGUUUGAAGACAUUUCUCCUCAAAUCAAAACGUGAUUUUUAUUUUAAGUUUGAAAAUUUUAAGAGUCUCCUGAUUUAUGCUGCAUGGCUGUGAGGUGUUGUACAUAAAACAUCGCAUUGAGGAAACAAACACAGAGACUGUUGCUCGCACAGCUCAACAAAUAAGAGUUGCAAAGCCAGUUGGCGCUUAUCGUAAAACUGACACAUACAACAAAAGACCAUCUAACGUUGCAUAUUUAAAUAACAAAAUGUUUGACCAAACCAUACGGCACCAUUUCGUCUAACGAAUGUAUAAUGGAAAAUUGAAAUUAGCUGUUCCAAACCUUCUCCCCUGAAAUGAUCACAAUGUGGUUGUGUGCCAAAGACGUACCGUGACGUGGCGGCUGAGACGGACAAGAACUUUGCGCUCGUUACACUUCCCCUUCCUUUGAUUUGAUCUCGCUGUGCCCUAGAAUCUCCUCUUCAAUCUCUCCGUGAGGUUGAAUUGGCAAUCAUUGACCCUUGAGAAAGAAUUUCAUCAUGAUCAUCGUCAUUGUCGUUAUCUGGAGCGUGAUUGUGACUUUGGCGCCGUAUGCCAGGAUUUGUGCAACCGUUUUCAAGCAAUCGACAUUGGCCCAAAUGACUCAUUGCUGUCUGUUUUUAGGGACAUUUGAACGUCAAUAACUUCAACCUAUUUUUUUCAGUUUAAAUUCAUUUAUUAUUAUUUUACUGAUAAUGCAGGUGAUAUAUUGUAUUUUUCAUUAAUCUGGUGAUUUAUUGAAGUGUGAUACAACAGAUCAUUUAUUCUUAUACUAUUUUUUCAUUUAAUUUUUUAAUGGAGUAGCAAGUGAUUAUUUUAAAAUUUUAUUUUAUUUUACCAUUUGAUCACAUUUGUUCCUGUUUUUAAGUUUAUAUAUUAAGUUUUCUACUCUUCAUUUUUCUCGAAAAAGGAGUUUAUUGCAUUUAAUUUUAGCGAUUGAGCAGGUGAUGAUUUUAUUAUUUGGGAUUUGUCAUCACUGGACCAAGAGAACUGUUGAUUUUUCCUCAGGAAUAUGAUAAUAUAAUAGAAAAUAAUAUAAUUAUUAGUUACAUUUAGUGAAAGCAAAAGUUUAAUUCAUCCUUCAGGCAUACUUACAUCUAACUUAAAUGAAUAUGAAAAUGAAUUACAAUUUGGAAAAAAGAUGAAACCUUCAAAAAAAGUGCAUUUUUAAAAAUAUUAAUGACCGAAUCUUACAAGAAGUCAAGAUGUAAAUUAAAAAUUAAGGGUGGGAUAGGUAUUUUUUUAGGGGGGAAAAUGAUUUUAACUUCAUAGGAACGAGACCAAAAAAAAAAAAACAGAAUGUUAUAAGUAAAGGUUGUAAUAUAAAAAAAAAAAAAAUUUAGAAAAAAGAAAUUCUGUUUCUGAGAAAAUUUGUGCUCAGAAAAAAAGUUGACAAGUUAAAUUGAUUUUAAAAAGUUGUAUUUUUAGAAAAUAAAUAUAAUUUUACGAGAUUAGAUUUUGUAACAGUAUGAUAACAAAAAUUGUUCUUUUUUGAAAAACAGCAGCUAACGUUCCGAAACUAAAAUUGGUGUUUACAACUCAGGAGAACGAAAAAAUGGCACUCGCAUGAGAAAAAAGAAAGCAACGCGACGAGAAAUAAGUUGGAUCGGAAUGUUUUUUCCCCCCCAAAUGAGAGUACGAAAAAAAAAAUCAAAAUUAAUAACCCCCCCCCAAAAAAAUAAAUAAAACAAAACAGAACUUGAAAAGCUGCCACAGAAUGUUGUGUUCAGGCCUACGUGGAAAUCUUGACAUUCACUUCUAAGUCUCGUUUCUAUUUCUUCCACUUAACGCUGCCACUUUGUUCUCAUAAGAUUAUACAUUAUUAUUAUACAUAUAUUGCCAUCGUCUAAUAUACUACAUACAUUUUGAGCAUUGCAAAGUGAUUCAUUUACUGUCUUCUUUGACGAUGGGACCCAAACGCAACUUUGGUCACGACCGCCUUUGAAAUUUCUCUUAAGUGCCUGCUUGCCUUUUUUCCCCCCCAGACAUUUUCCGUCAACUCACUUAAACGUGUGUCUACGCGUAUGUGUUUGUGGAACACUUCACACACACACACAUAAAAAAUGGAGCUCACGUUAAUCCUCGACUACGCCUCUUGAUUGUAUGUUUUUGCAUACGUUGUCAGUCUUUUGUGUGACAUCAUGAUAAUGACGUUUGUACUUUCUAUCGUCGACCUGAAUGUACCGGAAUGUGCUCUAUGUAGCAUACUCUAUGUUGUGUGGUGUUUGAAACGUCAUCAUUUUUGUAUUUAAUGUCAUUCGGUCCGCAAUAUUUGUUGUUGUCCUGUGACCUUCACAAUAAAUUUGUAUGUGGA
This is a messenger RNA of Syngnathoides biaculeatus (alligator pipefish), 4518 nucleotides long. Its product is annotated as leucine-rich repeat-containing protein 3-like. Gene Ontology annotation, cellular component: extracellular matrix; plasma membrane. The coding region runs from base 302 to 1372 and encodes 356 amino acids. Lineage: Eukaryota; Metazoa; Chordata; Actinopteri; Syngnathiformes; Syngnathidae. The transcript has 4 exons. Gene Ontology annotation, molecular function: protein binding. The record is from RefSeq and is a predicted model, not a curated record.